Messenger RNA from Trichobilharzia regenti, 1503 nucleotides. NCBI's taxonomy places the organism in Eukaryota, Metazoa, Platyhelminthes, Trematoda, Strigeidida, Schistosomatidae. The record is from the annotation of a GenBank genome assembly.
AUGCUCCAUGCAUUUCUAGGCGAUGAAGCAUUCCGUUCCGGUUUGUCACUGUAUCUUAAAAAGCAUGCUUACGGAAAUGCUGUCACAGAAGAUCUUUGGGUUGCUCUUAGUUCAUCUUCAGGUAUAGAUGUUGGAAGUAUAAUGCGUCCAUGGACUCGCAAUGUUGGAUUCCCAGUUGUAUCUGUUUCACCGUUAAGCGUGACUAACAAUCAGUUAAAAGUGAAGUUAUCACAGGAACAGUAUAAACUCCGAUCGGAAUUUACAAAGGAUUCAACAGACGAUGGCAAACUUUGGCCUGUACCAAUAUCACUCACUUGUUCUACUAAAAAUGGAAAGUAUUCACUUGUAUUUAAGCAUAUUUUAAAAUCUGCAUCAGAAGAAGUUGAUAUCCCGCUCAACUGGCCUAUCAAAACAAUCAGUCUUGAUGAUUGUGUAAUACGCGCGAAUGCAGAUGCAACAGGAUUUUAUCAUACACGAUAUGAUGCAAAACAAAUGAAUACUUUAAUUGAUGAUAUGAAAUUGGGUCAAUGGACAACUUCUAGUCGUUUUAUGUUCAUUAACGAUGGAUUCGCACUAGCUAAAGCUGGUUAUAUCAGUAUCCAUGACUGGCUUCUAAUGUUACCAAAGUUACUCAGUAAUGAAAAGGAAUAUGCUGUUUGGCGUGGUGUUCUUGGCGAUGGCCUUAAUGGAUAUAUUAGACGAAUUGUUCAAUCCAGUGAUAUUUCUCCUAAACUUUACAAUAAUUUCUUGUUGAGUUUAGUUCGUCCAUUAAUAGAUAAAUUAGGUUCUAAAAGCCUGGAACCACUGCCACAUAAUUCUAGUUUGAUGAGAUCGUUACUUCUGUCUGUUGCUGGUGGUCAAGCAGAAGAUGCUGAUAUUAUUCAACACGUCAAACAAUGCUUCGAAGAUCAUCGAUCCGGUGUAAAAGAAAUACCAAAUGAUUUACGUUCAACAUUUUACAAGAUAGCUGUACGCCAUGGUCCUUCAGAUGUUGUAUCAUAUCUCAUGAAUACCUACAGUUCUACGAAUUCUCCAGAAGAACGCAAUCAUAUUCUUUGGGCUCUUGGUGCAGCCAGAGAGACAAAUUAUAAUAAUGUCGGUGAUGCAUCUUCUUCACCAUUGUUAGAUGUUCUACGCUUUUGUUUAGAUCCAAAUGGUCCAGUCAAAGAUCAAGAUAGGAUCCAUGGUCUAAUUGCUUGUUCAUCUUCGUCUCUUCAAGCUAGACGGUUGACAUGGAAUCAUAUAAAAAGUGAAUGGGCUAGAAUUACUGAAUUGUACAAGGGUCACUUUUUACUGCCUAGUCUAUUGGAGGAUGUUUUAUCCGGAUUUUCCACGAAGUCUGAUUUAGCUGAAAUUAGAGAAUUUUUCAAUGCAAAUCCAGUGUUUUGUGUACGUACUUUAAAUCAAGCUUAUGAAACUGUGUCUAUAAAUGCUGGUAUCCUUGAACGUGAUUCUCCAUUGGUGGCAAAAGCGUUGAACGCUUUAUGCAGUAAUUCUGGUUAA